Molecule: messenger RNA, 3390 nt
Organism: Gossypium raimondii (Peruvian cotton)
Lineage: Eukaryota; Viridiplantae; Streptophyta; Magnoliopsida; Malvales; Malvaceae
Product: E3 ubiquitin-protein ligase BRE1-like 1
Exons: 19
Coding region: 425-3061 (878 amino acids)
Cellular component (GO): nucleus; HULC complex
Molecular function (GO): metal ion binding; ubiquitin protein ligase activity
Source: RefSeq, a predicted model, not a curated record
AUUCAUUUUAUUAUUGUUUUGAUUAUUUUUCAAUUUCCUACUCAAGCUCUCUCUUUAUACUGCGUUCUUAGAUAGAUAAAAAGUAAAGGGCGAGAGAAACUGCUGCGCCUAACUCUUCUUCUUAUCAUUAGAAAGUGACGACCCUUUUUGUUUUCGAUUAUAAUUUUGAUAAAAUUAGGUUUUUGGUGAGCAACAAUAAGAAACAAUGAAUGAAAAACUGAUCGGUUAGGGCUUUCGAAUUGUGAUGAAUUAGGGUCUUGGAACGGAUUAAUUGGCUAUGGUUCUGUUAUUGAAGCAUUAGUUUUUUUAUUCAAUCAGGUUAAGAUUAAGGUUUAUUUAAGGUGGAUACACCGUUUGGCCUUGAAGUAGAUAAAGGUUGUCUUGGGUGGGUUUCUAGGGGUUGUGAGUGUGAGGGUGGGUUUCAAUGGGGAGCACUGGUGAGGCUGACAGAAAGCGGCGUCACUUUGCCUCCAUAUCUCCCACUGCUGUUGACUCAAAGAAGCAACCAUUCUCACCAACUUCUGAGGAGAAAAAGCUUGAUACUCAAGUUUUGCAAUUUCAGAAUCAAAAGCUGCUGCAAAAGUUAGAAGCUCAGAAGGUUGAGUAUUCUGCUUUUGAGAACAAAUUCAUUCAACUGAAGAACAAACAGAAGCCAUAUGAUUCUACAUUGCAAGUGGCGAACAAAUCUUGGGAAGUGCUGAUCACUGGCUUGGAAUCUCGUGCCAUCCACACACAAGAAGCUGGCAGGCAAAAUGGUGAAUGUGCACCUAAUACAGAGGAUGGGGCUCUCUUUCCUGCUGAGGAUGCUUUUCUUAGCAGACUUAUGGAGACAGGUGCAACUGAGAGUUCCUCUUCCAAUAUUUGCCCAGUGCAGAUGAAAGAAGAUAGAGAACAGACUGCAUCUGAAAAGAGUGGGAACAUAUUACACAAUAUAGUAGUUGCAAUUAAUGACCUAUGGUGUCUGAAGGAUGGAUUAUAUGCUGUAGUUAAAAAAGAUCUUCCUAUCUAUGGAUCAUGCAGGCAGAAGGCAUUUUGUGACCUAGAAUCAGAAGUUAAGAAUUUGAGGUUAGCAUUAGGUGAUAUUCAUUUGAACCACAGAUCUUUGGUAAGAGAGUUGCAGAGCCAUAGGGAUAUUGAUGCUAAGAAUAAAGCUGAACUUAAACGUCUGAAAGGUGAAUUAGAAAUUGCAGUUGCAGAACUGCAGGUAAGUAAUUGCAAAUUGGCAACUCUUAAAGCAGAAAGAGAUGCAACGAAAGGUGCAUUUUUUCCUGUCUUAAACCUCGGGGGUAAACCUGUUGCUGGUGAUAAGUUCAAAGAUAAGCAUAGAGAUCUGCAAGAAAUGGAGUCAGCCCUCAAAAAGCUGUUGGAGCAAGCAUCCACUCGACUAACAGAACUAAAAGGCCUUCAUGAGGAAAGAAUAGAAAUAUUACAGCAGUUAUCAAAUUUGCAGAACACAUUGAAGAGUAUAAAGUGCAUUUCUUCUGCCCAAGUAUAUCUUCUGGUGAGAGAUCAACUAGAAAGGUCAAAAUCAGAAGUUUCGCGGUAUCAGGAUUUAUAUGAGAAACUACAGGUUGAGAAAGAUAAUCUGGCUUGGAAAGAAAAGGAGUUGAGUAUAAAAAAUGAUAUAGCUGAUGUAUUUCAGAGAUCAUUGGCAAUUUCUGAUUCUAGAGCUUCUCAUAUGGGGGCAGAAAUACAGCGACAAAUUGAUGAAAGAAAGAGAAUUGAAGCUAAGCUGGAAGAGGCAUCUAGAGAACCAGGAAGGAAGGAAAUAAUUGCAGAAUUUAAAAGCUUGCUUUCUUCAUUUCCUGAGGAAAUGAGUUUGAUGCAGAGUCAAUUAGGUAAAUACAAAGAGGCCGUCGUGGAUAUUCAUUCUCUCCGCGCUGACGUGCAAUCUCUUUACACUACUCUUGAUAGGAAGGCGAAAGAGUGUGAGAAUUUGUCUGUCAGAUCUGUUGAGCAAGUUGCUGAAACAAACAAGUUGCAAGCCAUGGUCCAGGAAUUGAAGGACAGUGAUGUGGAGUUGAAGUUGAUAUUUGAUAUGUACAGACAUGAAUUUACUGAUUCAAGAGAUGUUUUGGAAGCUAGAGAUUCAGAAUACAAGGCAUGGGCUCAUGUUCAAAGUCUGAAAUCUUGUCUUGAUGAGCAAAAUCUGGAAUUACGUGUUAAGACAGCUAAUGAAGCUGAAGCGGUAUCCCAGCAAAGGUUGGCUGCUGCAGAAGCUGAAAUUGCUGAGUUGCGACAGAAACUGGAGGCUUCCAGGAGGGGUAAGGCUAGGCUUUCUGAUGUUUUAAAAUCCAAAAAUGAGGAAAAUGAGGCUUACUUAUCUGAAAUAGAGUCAAUUGGACAGUCAUAUGAUGACAUGCAAACACAAAACCAGCAGCUAUUGCAGCAAGUCACAGAGAGGGAUGACUAUAACAUCAAGCUUUUUCUAGAAGGUGUUGGGUCAAAGCAGCUGCAAGAUGCUCUACUCUUUGAAAAACAUACCAUGGAGAAGGAUCUUCAGCAAGCCAGUUCAUCCCUUGAUUUUUAUGAGAUGAAAGCUGCAAGAAUUGAGGAUCAGCUGAGGUUUUGCUCAGAUCAGGUUCAGAAACUGGCAGAAGAAAGAUUUCAAAACUCGGUUUCAUUGGAAAAUACACAAAAACGAUUGGCAGAUAUUAGAAGAUCAUCUCAUCAGGCAAGGGAGUCACUAGAGGACUCACAAUCUAAGAUUGAGAGAAGUCGAGUGGCAUUGGUGGAGUUGCAGAUAGAAUUAGAGAGGCAAAGGUUUAGCAAGAAAAGAAAUGAGGAAGAACUGGAAGUGGUGAGAAGGAAGGUGUUGCGUCUUCAAGCUGAGAUUGAAGGAUCAUCAACUGUACAAAGGCUUCAACAAGAACUUAGAGAGUACAAGGAAAUACUGAAAUGCAGUAUCUGUCUUGAUAGACCAAAAGAGGUUGUUAUUACAAAAUGCUACCAUCUCUUCUGCAAUCCUUGUGUACAAAAGAUUAUUGGAAGUCGUCAUCGCAAGUGUCCAGUGUGUGCUGCAAGCUUUGGUGCUAAUGAUGUUAAACCUGUUUAUAUCUGAUUUUGGAGCGCUCAUCACAACUGCUCAUCCAUGAGAUUCGAUCAGUGGUCAGCAUCUUGAGUGCAUGCCAUAACACCUGACGCAUGCAUGGACACUCAAACAGGUUCCCAUGUAUGUUAUAUUAGAAAGAUGUUAGAAAAGAAUGUUGAGAGGAACUAGAGGUCAAUGCAAAUCCUAUGGGGUUGUGCUUGUUUGGUCCCAGAUUGUUGAUUUGACUUAAAUUUAUUAUUGUAUUUAUGGUGUUUGCCUCGAUUUUUAACUGUUUGGGGAGCUACUGGAAUCUUUUUAAGUUAUUACGGUUAGUCAAAUUUGAAGUUGAUUGUUUAAAA